UUCAAACACUGUCGGACAUUUGAUGUUUCUGUCACCCCACAAAAACUUUAAGGGUGGACGGGUUUUAAAUAACAUAAAAUAAAUAAAACUGACAGCACUAUUGACAUUUUUGUGUUGAGUAAUCGUUAGUUUAGUAGUUCUUGAAAUGGAUUCUCUUAAAACGGUAAUCAAUUGUAGAAGUACAUCCAACAAUUAUUACCCGGAAGUUUAAUUAAAUUGCAUCAAGUGGUUCAUGAGAUAUUAUGCUAAAAGACCUAUAUGCAUACUGGCAAAUGCAACAUUAUCACCCGCCUUCCUUUGUUAAACUUAGAUACAAAUGACAGAGUUACAAUCAUAUUAAAAAAAGGUGGGGAAAGGCUUAACAGUUUGGUUUAAUUGAGAGUCUCUAAUUAAAUAUUCGCGGUUUCCGAGUCGAMUUGAACGCAUCACUUUCCCCUCCUCCUCAUGCGCUCUUCGAAACAAAAACAUUCGCAGAGCGCGCGACCAGAAGAGAAAAGGAGAAAUCCGGUGCAGGCUCUUCACACCGGAGCCCGGUUCUGGUCCCGGUCGGUCCACUCAUGGUUCUCCUCCGGAACAUCUCCAUCGCCCUAACCGCCGCCGUGGCCGCGCUGGGCUCCGCGCUCUUCAUCGCCCUCAACUUCCUCUACAAGCGGCGGGUCUGGUCUCCUCAGGCGGAGUACAGCUCCAUCAGAGAGGAGGAGGAGGAGCGCGGGAAGCGUCAGGUUCUGGUUCUGGGUCUGGACGGCGCCGGGAAGAGCAGCAUGCUCCAGGGUCUGACCCCCGGGGAGCUGGCAGACCAGAGGGGGCGGUGCCGCCCGACCCGUGGGUUCAACUUCGUGAGCCUGGACGCCCCCGCCUGUCAGCUGGACUUUCUGGAGAUCGGUGGAGGUGAGCAUCUGCGGCGGUACUGGUUGGACUACCUGAGGCGGACUCACGUUCUGGUGUAUGUGGUGGACUCAUCCGACCGGACCCGCCUUCCAUUGGCUAAGGCUGAGCUGCACCGCCUCCUGGGGGUGGAGCCUCAGCUGCCCGUGGUUGUCCUGGGAAACAAGCAGGAUAAGCCCGGUGCCGUGAGCGUGUCGGAGCUCCAUGAAGCCUUGUCUCUGGACGCCGUGACCGACGACAGGAAGCUGUUCCUCUUGGCCGCUCAGCUGGACUCUGAAGGAGCCAAGAGGAAGUCCUGCCAGGGUCUGGACACGGUCCACGACCUCCUUCUGCAGCUCGUUUGAUCCACUCCGGCCCGGCGUCCUCCCUCAGAGGAACACGUUUAGACGGUGGAGAAACUGAGGCGAACGAGCCUGAAAAAGAAAACGCUCAUCUUUCUCCUCAGGGAGGAGGAAGAUGAGGAUGAAGCAAACCACUUCAUCUGUUAAUUGUAUUUAAAUGUMAUUUUUACUGUAAACAACCUGUAAACUAUCGUAAAGGUUUUUUUGUAAAGUUUGARUAGUUCAGACGGGUUCAUCUGAAACCCAGUUAACCUGUGGGACUGGACCAAAAGUGAAACCCUGAACAUUAACCACUAUGGAUCUACAACAUAUCUACGAACAAACACGUUUUCCUGCUGAGCAACAACAAAUAAAUAAAUAAAAAAAUCACGUCUGUCUGCUGACGGAGCGAGACCGUCAGAUAAAUCUGAAAAGCAUCAAUAUUCUCACGACUUUCGUGUUUCUGGRCUCAAGUUCCUCUAAAAGUUUGAGCCGGGCCGAAGCGUCAGAGUUUCAGUUCUGCAGUCGGGACUCAAAACUCCUGAACGAACCCAGCAUGUGAGGGUGUUGAAUCAGAGAAUAAAAAGGUCAUAAAACGUG
Molecule: messenger RNA, 1805 nt
Organism: Austrofundulus limnaeus
Lineage: Eukaryota; Metazoa; Chordata; Actinopteri; Cyprinodontiformes; Rivulidae
Gene: arl10
Product: ADP-ribosylation factor-like 10
Exons: 4
Coding region: 558-1229 (223 amino acids)
Molecular function (GO): GTP binding; GTPase activity
Source: RefSeq, a predicted model, not a curated record